AGCAUUGUCAUCUGCUUUACUAAAGGAUUCUUAACUUUCCCUUUAAGUAGCAGUUCACCAAAUACAUUUUGGUCUGUUUAACAUUGUAACUUUGUUGACAGAAAGACUUGGAAUUCUUGGAAAAUAAUUAUUCAUUCGCUAUUCAGUGUCUAGUACGUGAUUGCUAGUUGUAAGGAGCUAUUGAUUUUCCAAGUAAUGGUUAAGAAUGAUAAAGUGUUACUGUGAGUGUAGUGUAAACUGUUAUUGAAAUUUUAAUGCAAGCUGUUUCCAAACAGGCCUUUUAAGAGACAUGGUCUUUUACUAAAUGAGUUAUAGAUGUGGGCAAGCUAGUCAGGAGUGUGACUAGAUUAAUACAAGAGAUGUUGUAGCAGAAUUACAGGAUGGGUGUCCAUGGUGGGAGGGGGCAGAUAUCCUACCAAGCCUGCUAGAUAGAGAGACUGGAGUAUGAGUGAGUGUGGGAACAAAAGCAGUGGACGACCUGGUCCCCACCCCAGGACCUUACCAUCUAGUUGGGGAAAGGGAAUACACAAGAAACAACUGAGGAAUUCAAAGCAGCAAGCUAAGGGCUUAAGUAGGUAAGGGGAAAUCAUAAGGAGGGGAAGAGAGAUGAGCCUGUGUUACCAGUGUUUGCAGUGGGAGAAAGAAAGAAGUCGGUUAUUAAAAAGUAUAUAUUUCAAUCGGACAAAUGAGGAGGUAAAACAAUUUAUCUAUGGGCACAGAUUUCAUAUAGGCAGCUGUAAAAGACCAGGUGCUCUGUGCACCAUCCAUCCUCAUCUCCAACCAUCCAUUCCUGUGGGAAACAAUGCCAGACAACUGGGACUUUGGAGCCGGUGGUCCUGGGUUUGAAUCCUGACUUCACUCCUUACUGACUGAGCUUUUGAGCUUCUGUUUCCUUUCCUGUAAAAAUGAGGAUAAACAUCAACCUCAAAAGACUGUUGGGAGGAUUAGAGACUGUGCAUAUAAAACAUCCUGGGAUAUGGUGAAUGAUCAAUAAACAACAGCUAUUUCACUCAACAUUUAUUGACCUUGGUGCUGGGGAUCCGAAGAUGAAUAAGUCACAGUCCACGGGCCCUCCCUCAAGGAGCUCCCAGUCUAGUGGGAAGUGCAAACCAAGAUCAGCUAAUGACUCAGUACAGAGAGGAACAGCUAUGGCAAACCUGUGCACAAAGUGGAAGUGCACAAAGUGAGGGGACCACAUCUGCUCUGUGGGGAGGGAGGGAGCCAGGAAAGGCUUCACAGAGUCCUAAGACACAACUGAGUUUGCCAGAUGGAGAAUGGGAGGAAGUCCAUUCCAAGCUGCUGAACCAGUAUGUGCAAAGGCAGAGUCCUGAAAACAUAAGGUCUCCAGAUGAUGAAGCUAUGACCAAAGGCAUCCACUCCAGGCAGCCAUCUGCCCUGCAGCGAUAGCCCACAAUCCCACGCUCUGCCUCUGCUUGCUUUCAGACUGUCGGUGCAGCCUCCAGGCCCUGCCCUGGAGAUGGAUGCGAUGCCAGGACCCUGGUGUGCCCCAUGAUGCCCCCAGCCUAGUUCCUCCGCACACUUUGGCACAAUGUUAGCCAACUUCUCCGUCAACACUUCUACCAACAGCUCUGAUCUCCCGUGCCCUGACUACCGGAACACCCACUACCUGCACAUGGUGGUCUACAGCCUGGUGCUGGCCACAGGGCUCCCGCUCAACGGGCUGGCCCUUUGGGUCUUCCUGCGUGCGCUGCGCGCACACUCCGUAGUCAGCGUGUACAUGUGCAACCUGGCGGCCAGCGACCUGCUCUUCACCCUGUCUUUGCCCGUGCGCCUCUCCUACUACUCGCUGCACUAUUGGCCCUUCCCAGACCUCCUGUGCCAGACGGCCGGAGCCAUCUUCCAGAUGAAUAUGUAUGGAAGCUGCAUCUUCCUCACCCUCAUCAACUUGGACCGCUACGCCGCAGUCGUGCACCCGCUGCGGCUGCGUCACCUGCGGCGGCCCCGUGUGGCACGACUGCUCUGCCUGGGCGUGUGGGCGCUCAUCCUGAUGUUCGCCGUGCCCACCAUGCUCGUGCACAGGCCCUCGCCCUGCAGUUACCGCGGCCUCCAGGUGCGCCUGUGCUUCGAGAGCUUCAGCGACGAGCUGUGGAAGGGCAGGCUGCUGCCGCUGGUGCUGCUGGCGGAGGCGCUGGGCUUCCUGCUGCCCCUGGUGGCCGUGCUCUACUCGUCCGGCCGGGUCUUCUGGACUCUGGCGCGGCCCGACGCCACGCAGAGCCAGCGGCGGCGGAAGACGGUGCGGCUCCUGCUGGUCAACCUGGUCAUCUUCCUGCUGUGCUUCGUACCCUACAACGCCACGCUAGCCGUCUACGGGCUGCUGCGGGGCAACUUGGUGGUGGCGAGCCACGAGGCCCGCGAUAAGGUGCGCGGGGUGCUGAUGGUGAUGGUGCUGCUGGCAGGCGCCAACUGCGUGCUGGACCCGCUUGUGUACUACUUCAGCGCCGAGGGCUUCCGCAAUACCCUGCGCCGCCUGGGCUCUCCGCUCUGGCCCAGGACCUUGACCACCCACAGGGAUGGGGAGGCCCUCUCCCAAAGGCCAGCUGAGAGCACCCAUAACACCACGAUGGCAGCUGCCAGGCAGGAACUGCUCAGGCACUCCGAUCCCAGGACACCCUUCACCCAGUGCCCCGAGGACUCUGCUUUCUGAACCGCAGGCACAUAAGGCCCUAGCUGGAUCACCCCUACCCCCCACCCCGUCCCCUCGCUUCUCACUCGCAGACUUUCAGGGGGCACACAUGAAGGAGGUGGAUCGGACACUUGGACUUCUGGGUGGCGACUCCAGCUCAUAAAUGCAGAAAAGAACAAAGUGUGGGAGCAAGGGAUACAGGGAAGGAAGAGUGCUGGUGGAAAUGUCUUCUUUAAAUUGGUAGUGAUGGUGAGCAUAGGUAUGACCCCUUCCCUAAUCCAUAGGAAGUGAUGCUGUGAGCCUGCCAGUGUAGAGGCAGAGGACUGGAUGAAAUGCUCUUGGCAAGGGCAGGAGGAGUUGAAACACUGCGGAGAGCUGGUCGAUGGAGCAGAAAAAUGGGUGUCCUGGAUUUAGUCUUAAGGCCAUAGAUGUCACUUACUUUCAUUUCUACCUGGGCUUCCCCUGCCCAGCAUAGAGGCAUAAUACAAGAGUUUAGUGGAUACAAGCAGAACUGGUUUCCUUCUUGAUUAGAGACCUGACACCCAGCAUGGGGUGGUUGGGGGCUGGGCAAAACAGUGAGUUAGGUUUUUUUUCCUCAAAAAUCUUUGUCUCUGUUCCCCUUUUUAGGUCUUUUCUUCUCCUUCCACCCAAACUCCUUUCAAGACCUCCUCCAUUCCAGGUCCUAAAUCCUAGCGACCCCCCUCCCCCAUCUACAAUAAGGAAAAAAUUCUUUGUACUAAAAUAGCAGUUCUCAAACGUUUUGGUCUCAGACCCUUCUUUUACACUGUUAAAAACUGAGGAUUCCGAAGAGCUUUUGCUUAUACUUUGUUCUUUUAAUUCUUACCAUAUUAGAAAUUAAAACUAAGUUUUUAAAACAGAAAUACACAAGCACACAUUCCAUUAGCUGUGAGAGCAACGGUAACACAUUUCAUGACGCCUCUGGAAAAAUCCACUGUAUACGUGUGAGAGGAUGAGAGGGAAAAGGACAAAUGACAUCUUAGUAGUAUUACUAUGAAAAUUGUUUUGACCUGGUGGACUCCUCAGAGUGGGUCCCCAGAUCACACUUUGAGGACCAUUUCAGAAUUCGUGUGUAAUUUCUUCCCAGGCAUUAUGUACAUUGUUUUUUAGUACUGUGGGAGAGAGCAAUGCUCAAGAAACCAAUUGCUAAUUGUAGUCUUGAAGGCUUGGGGUCUUUUUUUGGGGGGUGGGGGGUGGGGAGGCAGUAAGAGCUGCACACCAAAUGGAGCACUGCUUUAGGCUUCCUGGAGCAGCCGCCCCGAAGGUGGGGGUGGAACUAGUCACACACACAGGCGGCGAGGGUGGGGCUUCUCUGGGAGGCAAAAGGAACUGAACUGUGCCACAGCCCAGGAAGAAGAGUUCACAGGGAAGUUUGAGUGUGAUGGGAGGACAAGAACAGAUAGGCUGGCUGCUCUUGUCAAGCUGGAGGCAAGGGAAGUGGAAGACUGGUUUAGGGGCCACUAAUGUUUCUUUCCCUCUUUACUGGAAUCUGGGGCUGGGAAGGAUUGCAGAGUUGGCACUAUGACAUCUUGAGACCCUCACAUUAGUGAGGGAGGUGUUGCCAUGCAUAUAUCCUGUGUGUAUUUCUGUCCCUAUGUCUCUCAAUGCUGUAUGUUUCUGUGUGUGUGUGUGUGUGUGUGUCUGACAGAGAGAGAGAGAGAGAGAGAGAGAGAGAGAGAGAGAGAGAGAGAGAGAGAGAGAGAGAGAGAGAGAG
This is a messenger RNA of Rhinolophus ferrumequinum (greater horseshoe bat), 4376 nucleotides long. RefSeq names its product lysophosphatidic acid receptor 5 (gene LPAR5). Gene Ontology annotation, biological process: behavioral response to pain; G protein-coupled receptor signaling pathway. The transcript is spliced from 2 exons. Gene Ontology annotation, molecular function: G protein-coupled receptor activity. The coding region runs from base 1550 to 2665 and encodes 371 amino acids. The record is from RefSeq and is a predicted model, not a curated record. Lineage: Eukaryota; Metazoa; Chordata; Mammalia; Chiroptera; Rhinolophidae. Gene Ontology annotation, cellular component: membrane.